Messenger RNA from Lolium perenne, 1599 nucleotides. Its product is annotated as protein trichome birefringence-like 19. NCBI's taxonomy places the organism in Eukaryota, Viridiplantae, Streptophyta, Magnoliopsida, Poales, Poaceae. Gene Ontology annotation, cellular component: Golgi apparatus. The record is from RefSeq and is a predicted model, not a curated record. Gene Ontology annotation, molecular function: O-acetyltransferase activity.
ACGUAAUGCAGUACCGAUCAGUUGUUCUCAGUCUGGGAUGAAGCAGUUGGAUGGGAUCGCGAUCCCGUACUGGCAAUAUGUGUUUCCCGCGGCCGUCCUCACGACGUGCCUCGUGAUCCUCGCCGCGGUGAGCUUGCCCGGCCGCGCCCCGCUGAUUCUCCCGGCGGUGACGAGCAGGACCGAUGGGCCAGGAUCAAGCAACCGGUCAUCUUGCAAUAUAUUCAAGGGCGACUGGCUGCCGGACCACGGCGCGCCCAGCUACACCAACGAGACCUGCCCGGUGAUCCAUGGCCACUACGACUGCAUGCGGUACGGCAAGCCGGACCUGGAGUUCCUCCGAUGGCGGUGGCAACCAGACGGGUGCGAGCUGCCCCGCUUCGACGCGGCCCGGUUCCUCGGCGCGAUGAGGGGCAAAUCCGUGGCGUUCGUCGGCGACUCGCUGGCUCGGAACCAGAUGCACUCGCUCGUGUGCCUCCUGUCGCGGGCCGAGCGGCCCGUGCCGUGGACCAACGGGGGCUACCUGUACCGGUACGAGCGGCACGGCUUCACCGUCGCCGACUUCUGGUCGCCGUUCCUCGUGCGCGCCGCCGAGACGGACCCGGACGGCCCGGCGCGGAACGGGGCGGGCCUGUGGAGCCUCCACCUCGACGAGCCGGACCCCGGGUGGGCGGCCCACGUGAGCAAGUUCGACGUCGUCGUCGUCUCCGCCGGCAGCUGGUUCUACCGCCCGUCCGUCUUCUACGAGCGCGGCCGCGUCGUCGGCUGCAGCGGCUGCCUCGCGCCCAAGGUCACGGACCUCACGCUCCGCUACUCCCUGCGCGCCGCGUUCCGGAGCGCGCUCCGCGCGGCCGUGGGCGCGUCGUCCGGAACCGGGACGGUGGUCGUGCGCACGGUCUCGCCGGCGCACUACGAGAACGGGACGUGGAACGAUAACGGCGACUGCGUGCGGACGCGGCCGCUCCGGCGCGGGGAGUGGGAGAUGGACGUGCAGCAGAAGGAGAUGCACCGGAUACAGGUGGAGGAGUUCGCGGCGGCGGAGGCGGCGGCGAAGGGGAAAGGGGUGAGGAUGUUGCUGAUGGACGCGACGGAGGCUAUGGCGAUGCGGCCGGACGCGCAUCCGGGCAAGUAUCGGCUGUGGCAGCCGGACAAGUUCAGGGUGAGCCGCGACUGUGUGCACUGGUGCUUGCCCGGCGCCAUGGACGUCUGCAACGAUAUGCUGCUUCACAUGCUCAUCGAUUAGCAAGCUCCAGGAACAGUAUAUAUAUUUUGUGCGAACUACUGUUGAUUCCGAAUUGAAGCAGCCGGUGAUAUUUAUUUCUGUGUACACAAAUAAUUUAGUUUGAGACGAUAUUGUAAACAAAGUUCUUGCCCGGCGCCAUGGACGUCUGCAACGACAUGCUCCUUCACAUGCUCAUCGAUUAGCAAGCUCCGCAACACAAAGUUAUUGCUGUGUACUGUUGAUUCCGAAUUGAAGCAGCCGGUGAUAAUUAUUAAUUAUUUCUGUGUAUACAAAUAAUUUAGUUUGAGACGAUAUUGUAAACAAAGUUCUUGCUUAGCUUUUUUUUACAAUCAAUACCACAUAUGUUUGUAGUAACAAAU